Molecule: messenger RNA, 234 nt
Organism: Lachnellula hyalina
Lineage: Eukaryota; Fungi; Ascomycota; Leotiomycetes; Helotiales; Lachnaceae
Exons: 2
Coding region: 1-234 (77 amino acids)
Source: RefSeq, a predicted model, not a curated record
AUGUCAACCGCUGCCGAAUUGCACUUCGACGAUUUGACUGUCGAAAGGAGCCUGCACUCGAAGUACGUGUCAAGUCCACGCAGACUAUCCACCGAACUGAAAGACCUUCUUGGGCCAGGCCAGUACAAAGUGGAGAUGCGUCACAAUGUCUAUAACAUCCGAACAUCUAAAGAGUUUGACUUGCAUGAGUUUUGGAUUCAGAAGCUAAGUCGCAAAAUCAGAAUGAACUCAUGA